Cuscuta campestris is the source of this 619-nucleotide messenger RNA. The record is from the annotation of a GenBank genome assembly. NCBI's taxonomy places the organism in Eukaryota, Viridiplantae, Streptophyta, Magnoliopsida, Solanales, Convolvulaceae.
CGAAAUCUAAUCGAUAGCUCGAACGGAAGACAAAUCAAUGAAAUCAACCGAACGGGUCAAAUCGAGUCAAAAUACGAAAUCGACCAAUCAAUCCGGCGUGGAGGUUAAUCUGCCAGCGAUAUCAACUCGGGGCAGCGGCCGGAUGCGGCGACGGUGACGGACACCGGCGACAGUGGCGGAGCGGCAGUUCGACGGCGAUGAGCAGCGACUGGCGGUGCUGCAAUCGACGGCGGCGCUGCACUCGACGGCAGCGGAUGGCCGCUGUGCAAAGGGCGACGGCGGCGCUCGUUUCCGGCGAAGGCGAAGCAGCAGCUGGAAGCUCGGCGACGGCGGCUGGAGACUCGGCGACGCUGAGCGGCGGCUACUGGCGAAGGAAACAGCGGCGGCGCUGCAACUCGGCGGCGCUGCAAUCGACGACGGCAAUGAGCGGCGACGCCGGCGGCUGGCUGCUCCAGUUGGACGGCGACGACCGGCGGCUGGCUCACGGCGGCGCUGCACCAAUCGGCGAUGAUGGCGGCGAGGCUGGGGAAGGCGAUUGGCUGCGGCGAUGAUGGCGGCGAGGCUGGGGAAGGCGACGGCGGCUCCAAUUGGACGGCGAACGACCGGCUGGGGAACUUCC